Miscanthus lutarioriparius is the source of this 2175-nucleotide messenger RNA. NCBI's taxonomy places the organism in Eukaryota, Viridiplantae, Streptophyta, Magnoliopsida, Poales, Poaceae. The record is from the annotation of a GenBank genome assembly.
AUGUCCGGCGGCAUGCUCCUCCUGGCCCUGCCGGCCCUGCUGGCGGCGGCGGCCAUCAUCAUCGUGCCGUCCCCAGCCAAUGCGGCGGUGUCGUACGACCACAGGGCCGUGGUGAUCAACGGGCAGCGCCGGAUCCUCAUCUCGGGGUCCAUCCACUACCCGCGCAGCACCCCCGAGAUGUGGCCGGACCUGCUCCAGAAGGCCAAGGACGGCGGCCUGGACGUGGUCCAGACGUACGUGUUCUGGAACGGGCACGAGCCCGUGCAGGGGCAGUACUACUUCGGCGACCGCUACGACCUCGUCCGCUUCGUCAAGCUCGCCAAGCAGGCGGGGCUCUACGUGCACCUCCGCAUCGGGCCCUACGUCUGCGCCGAGUGGAACUUCGGCGGCUUCCCCGUGUGGCUCAAGUACGUCCCCGGCAUCAGCUUCCGCACCGACAACGCGCCAUUCAAGGCGGCGAUGCAGACGUUCGUGGAGAAGAUCGUGUCGAUGAUGAAGUCGGAGGGGCUCUUCGAGUGGCAGGGUGGCCCCAUCAUCCUGGCGCAGGUGGAGAACGAGUACGGGCCCAUGGAGUCCGUCAUGGGCGGCGGCGCCAAGCCCUACGCCAGCUGGGCAGCCAAGAUGGCUGUCGCCACCGGCGCCGGCGUGCCAUGGGUCAUGUGCAAGCAGGACGACGCACCGGACCCCGUGAUCAACACCUGCAACGGCUUCUACUGCGACUACUUCAGCCCCAACUCCAACAGCAAGCCUACCAUGUGGACCGAGGCCUGGACCGGCUGGUUCACGGCGUUCGGUGGCCCGGUGCCGCACCGGCCGGUGGAGGACAUGGCCUUCGCCGUGGCGCGCUUCAUCCAGAAGGGCGGCUCCUUCGUCAAUUACUACAUGUACCAUGGAGGCACCAACUUCGACCGCACCUCCGGCGGGCCGUUCAUCGCCACCAGCUACGAUUACGAUGCGCCGAUCGACGAAUACGGUCUGCUGAGGCAGCCGAAAUGGAGUCACCUGAGGGACCUGCACAAGGCCAUCAAGCAAGCCGAGCCGGCGCUGGUCUCCGGCGACCCCACCAUCCAGUCCAUCGGGAACUACGAGAAGGCGUACGUGUUCAAGUCGAGCAGCGGCGCCUGCGCGGCGUUCCUGUCCAACUACCACACCAACGCCGCGUCGCAGGUGGUGUUCAACGGGCGGCGCUACGACCUCCCGGCCUGGUCCAUCAGCGUGCUACCGGACUGCAAGACCGCCGUGUUCAACACGGCGACGGUGAGCGAGCCGUCGGCGCCGGCGAGGAUGAGCCCCGUGGGCGGCUUCUCGUGGCAGUCGUACAGCGAGGCCACCAACUCACUGGACGACCGCGCCUUCACCAAGGACGGCCUGGUGGAGCAGCUCAGCAUGACGUGGGACAAGUCAGACUACCUGUGGUACACCACCUACGUGAACAUCGACUCGAACGAGCAGUUCUUGAAGUCCGGACAGUGGCCGCAGCUGACCAUCUACUCCGCCGGCCACGCCCUGCAGGUGUUCGUCAACGGCCAGUCCUACGGCGCCGCGUAUGGCGGCUACGACAGCCCGAAGCUGACAUACAGCGGGUACGUGAAGAUGUGGCAGGGCAGCAACAAGAUCUCCAUCCUCAGCGCAGCAGUCGGCCUCCCUAACCAGGGCACCCAUUACGAGGAGUGGAACGUCGGCGUGCUCGGUCCGGUGACGCUGUCCGGCCUGAACGAGGGGAAGAGGGACCUCAGCAACCAGAAAUGGACCUACCAGAUCGGCCUGCACGGCGAGUCGCUGGGCGUGCACUCCGUCGCCGGGAGCUCGUCCGUCGAGUGGGGAGGCGCCGCCGGGAAGCAACCCUUGACAUGGCACAAGGCCUACUUCAACGCGCCGUCCGGCACCGCGCCGGUGGCCCUGGACAUGGGCAGCAUGGGGAAGGGCCAGGCGUGGGUGAACGGCCACCACAUCGGGCGGUACUGGUCGUACAAGGCCUCCGGCGGCAGCUGCGGCGGCUGCGGCUACACGGGGACGUACAGCGAGACCAAGUGCCAGACCGGCUGCGGCGACAUCUCCCAGAGGUACUACCACGUCCCGCGCUCCUGGCUCAACCCCAGCGGCAACCUGCUGGUGGUGCUCGAGGAGUUCGGCGGCGACCUGUCCGGAGUCAAGCUGGUCACCAGGACGACAUGA